AUGUUUCUCAAGGCUGUGAUUGCUCUUGUCGCUAUUUCUGGCGUGGCUAAUGCCGGUACCAUCAAGAGAGGCUCUGCUGCGUAUUACAACCCCAAUACUGGCGCCACUAACAUGAAGGCUUAUGUCGUUGGUGGAACUGCUUAUGAACCUGUCAACGUUAUUGUUAGCGGUCUUAGCGCUGGUGCUGUGUCCAACUCUAACGAUGCUGUUAAAGGAGGUAUCCUCUCUUGGUUGCAAGCUAUCAACUUUGACAAGGAGUGUUUAGGUCUUCAUGCUGGUGACUAUCAAGGAUUUGAUUCUGGCGAUGGCCGUGGCUUCGUUAAUCAAACCUUCAUCUACCGUCAAAACUAUGACGACCCAAGCGGCGUUGGCUCCUGCACUGAAUCUCUUAUUGGAGGACAACAUGUUCGUGGUUACUAUCAAACUACGUCUGGUGCUUGGUUCCUUGGAGCCAGUCAAGAAGAACCUGCCACUGAGAGUCACAACAUCGUGCCUAAUGGAUAUGAUCUUGGACGUAACUACGUUGCCAAGAAUGCUUUGGUUGGUGGUAAAGGCUUCGAUGGCUGCGUCUAUGGUCCUGCAACUGUUGUAGACAUUACUGGUUUGGUUGCUGCGAAUGAUGGUAGCGGAUAUAACCACGAUAUUGGUACCGAUGGAAUUGUCAAGCUUAUUACUGUUCCUGCCCCAACUGGUUGUUAA
Molecule: messenger RNA, 699 nt
Organism: Umbelopsis ramanniana AG
Lineage: Eukaryota; Fungi; Mucoromycota; Umbelopsidomycetes; Umbelopsidales; Umbelopsidaceae
Exons: 1
Coding region: 1-699 (232 amino acids)
Source: RefSeq, a predicted model, not a curated record